This is a messenger RNA of Aspergillus vadensis CBS 113365, 640 nucleotides long. RefSeq lists its product as uncharacterized. Lineage: Eukaryota; Fungi; Ascomycota; Eurotiomycetes; Eurotiales; Aspergillaceae. Bases 119 to 598 code for a protein of 159 amino acids. The transcript has 2 exons. The record is from RefSeq and is a predicted model, not a curated record.
CCGAUCAUUUUGGGCACCAAAAGACGCCCCGCUCUCAAACCCGCCAUCGACAUUCUUGCUUCUUGGGCUUCGAAACCAGCCUGUUUGCUAGCUACCACUCGUAUUUUCCUCGCACACGAUGUCCCCAACAACGAUAAACGAAGAUGCAUUUCUCAAGUUGAAGAACCUUUCGGCGUGGGUUUCCGACACGAAGGAAUUCAAAAAGGAACAAGAAAAUCUUUUCAGAUGCGUGGAUGAAGGCCGUCAUGUCAAAGUUGCCCCUUUACUGGAAGAUUUAGGGUUCGAUAAGAUCAAGGUGAUUUGGCUCAUCUCAGUUUCGGGAAUACAACUAAGAUGUCCACAGGGAUAUGGAUACUCAAUCUGGCGCGUUACGGGAAAAAUAUCACUCAAACCAACACCUCAUUACAAGUCCCUAUUCUUUCCUCUGUCUAUCUCGUCUGGGUCUGAUAGUGCAGCGGGAGAAGUUCAAGCCGCGGGCGAGGUGCUCACUCCGGGAAUAUAUGUUCCAUUCACUACCCUGAUAACUCUUGACAGUCAAUUAGAUUGUCUAAUUGUUUAUCUACCGGAGACUGGUGUUCCAUCCGCAGCUGGGAAGUGACGUGUGACGACUACAUUUAUUGCAGUCAUGUAUCUGCUUUGU